GGCGGGUACAGCGGCUGGGCGUGUUCUUGCUGGGAGGGGCCAGCAGGGACCGAGGGGAGCAAGAACUCUCCCAGCCAGAGAGAGCUGGGAGCUGCGAGCUGCGAGCUGCUAGCUGGGAGCUGAGAUCCAAGAUCCGGAGUGAGAUUCCGAGCGGCCGCUUCUCCCACCCCCAACUCCCAUUCAGUCCUAGCCCCAAAGGCUCCCGGGACAACCAGAGUGGGAGGGGGCCGGAGCCACCUAAGACGGACCAGAUGGAGAAAUACAAAGCCCUAGAACAGCUGCUUACAGAAUUGGAUGCCUUUUUGAAGAUACUAGACAAGGAGAACCUGAGUAGUGCUGCUGUGGUGAAGAAGAGUUUCCUUACUGACCUCCUUCGGCUCUACACAAAAACCAGCAAUUCUGAUGAGGAAUACAUUUACAUGAACAAAGUUACAACCCAUAAGCAGCCGCCUCUGGAGACAGAAAGCAAAGGAAAAGACAAAGACAAAGCACCGAAUUUUUCAGAUCCUUUGACCAAUGGGGAGUUGGGACAGCACUUAUCCGCCCCACAGAAGAGCCUACCUGAUCUCCCACCUCCUAAAAUAAUUCCAGAAAGGAAACAGCUCCCAGUCCCAAAGAUCGAGUCUCCAGAGGGAUAUUAUGAAGAGGCAGAACCAUAUGAUACUUCCUUAAAUGAGGAUGGUGAACCUGUGAGUAGCUCCUAUGAAUCUUAUGAUGAAGAAGAGAGCAGCAAGAGCAAGUCAACCCCUCAUCAAUGGCCAUCCCCAGAAGCUACCAUUGAGCUGAUGAAGGAUGCCCGGAUCUGUGCCUUCCUGUGGAGGAAGAAGUGGCUGGGGCAGUGGGCUAAGCAGUUGUGUGUCAUUAAGGACAGCAGAUUAUUGUGCUACAAAUCCUCCAAGGAUCACAACCCCCAGCUUGAUGUGAAUCUGGUAGGCUGUAAUGUUAUCUACAAGGAGAAACAAGUGAGGAAGAAAGAGCACAACCUGAAGAUCACACCAACAAAUGCUGACGUGAUCGUCCUGGGACUGCAGAGCAAGGACCAGGCAGAGCAAUGGCUUCGGGUCAUCCAAGAUGUCAGCGGCUUGCCUUCUGAAGGAGUUUUUGAAGGAAACCAAUACACUCCCGAUGCUCAUCGUCUUAAUUGCCAGAAACCAGACAUAGCUGAAAAAUACCUGUCAGCCCCAGAAUGUGGGAAUAGUGUGGAUGGUCAUCCUGAGACCACAGAGACCAAAGAUGUUAAGAAGAAAGGUACAGCAGGCCUCAAACUGAGCAACUUGAUGAGCCUGGGGAGGAAGAAAUCUGCUUCACUGGAGAAUACUGAGAGGUCUCUGGAAACAUCCAGUUACCUGAAUGUCCUGGUCAACAGCCAGUGGAAAUCCCGGUGGUGCUGUGUGAAGGAUAGCCACCUGCACAUCUACCAGGACAGGAACCGCACUAAAUCGGCACAGCAGCCCCUCAGCCUGGUGGGAUGCGAGGUUAUCCCAAAUCCCAGUCCUGAUCACCUCUACUCCUUUCGGAUUCUCAGCAAUGGAGAGGAGAUAGCCAUGCUUGAGGCCAAAUCUUCAGAGGAAAUGGGCCAUUGGCUGGGCCUCCUUUUGUCUGAAUCAGGGUCCAAGACAGACCCAGAAGAAUUUACCUAUGACUACGUGGAUGCAGAUCGAGUUUCCUGUAUUGUGAGUGCAGCAAAGACCUCUUUCUUUCUGAUGCAGAGAAAAUAUUCAGAGCCUAACGCCUAUAUUGAUAACCUGCCCAAAGGUCACCAGCAUGAGGAACCUUAUGAUGAAGUCAUUCUGGAUACAAACGAGCCAACAUUAGCAGAACAAAUCCAAGAUACCACCCCUCUGAAAGCAACCACAUUGGAAGAAUUGGAUCGAGUGUACUUGGACCUCACACCACUUAUGUCCUUCCCACCUGGCCCCAAUCCUGUGAAAACUCAACCUUCCCCUCAUUCCUCUCCCCUUUUGGAAAAAGCCAUCUUUAAGACAGAAUUAGAAGAUACCACUGAAAGCUCUUCAGGAGACAGGGAAAAAGAAUUCUGCCAAAAGUCUUUGGAAAUAACACAAGAGCAGAAACAGCCAGAAAGGUCUGAAUCAGAAGAGAUGUCUCCAAAAGGCACUGGUGUCAAAAUCCAAACCCAACAGCAGAAAAUCUCUUUCCCUCAGAGUGUUCCUGACUUCCAAUUCAGCACAGCAACAGGGGCUCCUCCCCAGCCAUUGGCUACCCCUAAAGAAAAAACUGAUAAGACCAAAGGGAUCAUUGCAGCACCUGUAGAAAUUAAACUUGGCAAGAAUAGGACUGAGGCUGAAGUGAAGCGGUACACAGAGGAAAAGAGGAGGCUUGAGAAGGAGAAGGAAGAAAUCCGGAGUCACCUUGCACAGCUUCGGAGAGAAAGGCGAGAACUGAAAGACACCAUGGUGAAAUGUACAGACAGGUGUGCCCUGGUCUGUCUGGAGCAGAGAUUAAAGGAGAUGGAGGAGGAAUGCAGGGAGAAGGAAAACAGACGUGUGGACCUGGAACUGAGCAUCAUGGAGGUGAAAGAGAGCCUGAGGAAGGCGGAGGCAGGGCCCGUGACACUGGGCACAGCCGUGGACACCACUCACUUGGAGAAUACAACUCCCAAAGCCAAAUCCCCCAAUUCAGCUCCUGCGGCCGAUUCUUCUCCAGUCAACUCUGCUACAGCUUUAAAAAACAGACCUCUCUCUGUCAUGGUGACAGGCAAGGGAACAGUUUUAAGGAAAGCUAUGGAAUGGGAGAAGAAAGGAGCAAGUUAGGAAACUAUCUUCCAAUAAAAACUGAUGGGAUUGAUAUGGACCUUGGAUGACAAUCCUCCCAAUUUAAGGUCUGGCAUAAAGGCGGAAAACACUGAGCUUGGAGAGUCUGUUCAGAAGGAAAAGAAAGAGACUGAGACAACUGUGAACAGAGGUCUUUGGCUAAGGACUCAUAUGCCUCCAUGAGGUAGUGGGGAGAGAGGAAGGAAGGACUCUCGUGUCCCUUUUUCACCAACCAGGGAAUAACCUAAAAGGAAAGGACAUUUUUAUAGGAUUCCUAAUCCAUUGUUUUAAACAGGAAUGCUACUGUUCUUAAGGAUGGUUUGUGUAUUUCUACAUACAAGUUUAUCAAUUGCAUUAUAUUGAAAUUUAGUUCAUAGUUUCAUAACAAGAGAUUUUGUUUUUGUUUUGGGGGAGACCUAAAGGGAGGAAAUGUGUAAAGAAUUCAGGUACCUGAAUGGUUCUCCUACUUGGAAUUUCAGCUUGAAUAACCAAGAUAACUUAAAAUCAUCAUCUCUAUUUGAUACUUGGCAGAAAUUAGAGAGAAAUUUUGCCUACUUUGAGGGAGCUGGCCUCCAGGGUUAGUGACUCAAAUCCAGAGCAGUUGUGCUAUAGAUAAUUCAAAUUCUCAGUUUCAGGCUUUUUGGUUUUUGAUUCUAUGCAAGUAGAAAUAGACUAGAAUAAAAAAAAAAAUUACUUUUGAAAGAGGGUUGCCCAUUCACAGGGAAGAAAAAGACUAUGUGGCUUUACUUCAGGUAAGUUAUUGGUAAAAGGCCCUCAUUCACUAGUUUGAAGGACAAAAGAAUGUUUUUUUAUUUAACAUGAGGAUAAUCUUCUACAAGGCUCUAACACAUUUUAUAACAGUGAGAUCCUCACUUUAAAGCCUGUAAACAAAAACCAUUUUUUGAAAGGAUGUGCUUUUUAUCCAUGUUAAAAAGUGGUGCCUCAGUUCUAGCUGAAAGAUAUUUCAUUAACCAGGUUCAGUGGACAGAUAAAAAUUUCCUUUUCUUUUUAUCAGGUUAGUUCUAAUCUGUGGAUUAACUGUCUCAAACAGAGGGGAUAUAAGUACUCUUUUCCUCCCAGAUGUAGGCAAUGCCCAGGCUGCCUCCAAGAAAAAUACCGUGGAAUUUGGUGAAUGGGAAUAAGAGCUUAUUUUAGCCACUCCAUCUUAAAAAGACAGUUAAAAAAACUAACAGAUGACAUUCCACUUGGUGGCCCUUUUUCCUUUGAUAGAAAAAUAAAUAUAUGGUGUAUAUUUGUUUUUACUUAAAAGGUUUUCAGACAUUUCAUCUUCACCUCAACCUCCCCACCCCAACAUCUUUGUAAUUCUCAUUGUCUUUCUAAUCACAGGGCAUUUAUUUCCUUUUUCAUAAACUUGUUCUUGAUGUUUUAGAUAUUUUUAAAAAAAUAAAGUAUUAAGUUUA
Messenger RNA from Antechinus flavipes (yellow-footed antechinus), 4192 nucleotides. It is a transcript of the gene AFAP1L2, whose product is annotated as actin filament associated protein 1 like 2. The transcript is spliced from 19 exons. The record is from RefSeq and is a predicted model, not a curated record. Gene Ontology annotation, molecular function: SH3 domain binding; SH2 domain binding. NCBI's taxonomy places the organism in Eukaryota, Metazoa, Chordata, Mammalia, Dasyuromorphia, Dasyuridae. Bases 252 to 2771 code for a protein of 839 amino acids. Gene Ontology annotation, biological process: regulation of interleukin-6 production; inflammatory response; positive regulation of epidermal growth factor receptor signaling pathway. Gene Ontology annotation, cellular component: cytosol.